Messenger RNA from Haliotis rubra (blacklip abalone), 905 nucleotides. RefSeq names its product BAG family molecular chaperone regulator 2-like. Bases 11 to 541 code for a protein of 176 amino acids. The record is from RefSeq and is a predicted model, not a curated record. The transcript is spliced from 2 exons. Lineage: Eukaryota; Metazoa; Mollusca; Gastropoda; Lepetellida; Haliotidae. Gene Ontology annotation, molecular function: adenyl-nucleotide exchange factor activity; protein-folding chaperone binding. Gene Ontology annotation, biological process: protein stabilization.
AGGGGUAAGGAUGGCGGCGAGUUCGGAAAGAGACGAGGAGGGCGAGUCGGCAAGGUUGUUGACAUUUCUUGAUGAGGCAGAGAAGCGAGUGGAGAGUUUCCGGACACAGGCUGUGUAUCUGAUGCAGGAGAGAGCGAGUUUGUUGACAAUCCUUCAACAACUGAAGGAAGAGAGUCUAAAAUGUUCAUUGUCCGAGGGUGAUCGCCAGCAGUUCCUAGCCAACAUAGACCGUCUCCGGAAGCGAUCCAAGUCAGCCACAAUUGAAGUAAAUACAGUCCGAAAUGAAACACAGGAGGAAGCCCUGAGUAAGAUCAAUGAUAUUCUGGACAGAUUACAGGGUGAGUUUGAGGAGCAGCCCGAGAAGUGUUGGAAACAGCUUCAGAUCUACUACAAUACAUGCCUUGCAGAGAGUAGUGGGGCAGUGGACCUGCGCUUCCAGAACCUUGUGCUUGACUGCACUGUGGAUGAUCAGAAGAAUCUCCGACGGAAACUGGACAACUGGCUUAGGAACCAAGAUUUCAAGUCAAAUGGAACAUUAUAGCAGUUUGUGUGAAUGUCAUUGAAUGAGAGGACCUCUGACAAAAAGUGGACAGCUAACUUAGAAUCAGAGAGAUCAUGUCAAAUGGAAGAUUGUAGCAGUUUGUCUGUGUGAAUAAUUAAUAGGACCUCUGACAAAAAUUGGACAGCUGACAUAGGAUCCAAGAGAUCAUGUCAAAUGGAAGAUUAUAGCAGUUUGUUUGAGGAUGGAUAAUUGGAUAAAAGUCAGCUGGACAGCUGCUAUUUUAUGACAGUUUUUGUGUCUGGUCACUGAACAAGGGCUGUAAUGGUUAAACUGUGCAUGUCUUAUUGUGAGGUGACUAGUGGUGGUCCGAUUAAUUGAAAUAAUCGAAGAUUGGUCGCAGUGA